AUGACGCCAACAUUACCAUUUAUCAUAGGAGUAGCCAGUGGAAAUGAUCCUUUAUGGGUUUAUUACCUUUGUGUACUAUCGAUUAAUGUUGGUGGUAUAGCAAAUGCUAUUCAAUACAUUUGUCAUGAAGGAUUUUUAUCAAAAUCAAGAACCCUGUCGUCACACCAGGUUUCAAACUCAAUUUCAAACUCUAAUACGUCGGAACAACUUUCGGAAACGAGUUAUAACUCUGAAUUACCUGUUUUGAAAAAGGAAAUAAGCUGUUGUGCUAGUAUAUGUUUUAAUACUUUAUUGAGUUAUGAUUUGGAAUUCAAUUGCGAAUACGUAUCAGCCCUACGUACUAAAACCUCUUACUACAUAACAACAAACCCUAAUGAAAUGUGCCCCGAAACAUUGAAACUUCAUAUCAAAAGUUUCAGCGUCAGUCAAUUUUAA
Messenger RNA from Racocetra fulgida, 435 nucleotides. The record is from the annotation of a GenBank genome assembly. NCBI's taxonomy places the organism in Eukaryota, Fungi, Glomeromycota, Glomeromycetes, Diversisporales, Gigasporaceae.